CUUGUCUCUGCUGCAGAGUCUUAUCAGCCACUGUGUUGUUUCACACCUGCUCUGCAUGGGUUACUCAUCGUCAAAAGCAUGGCUAAAGUGUUGCAUGCUGUAGCAAUUUUGCUCAUUGUCUCAAGAGCUUCACCAGAAUCCACAACAGUGACUGUUGGGUCUGAGUCCAAUGCAACGCUGACCACUACACCUCGAUCAGAUGCAUCUUCCUUACCACAAUCAACCACUGUGUCAUCUACAACACUGACCGCAAGACCAAGCUUCACUGAGAGACAAGAGUCAACAAGGCUCUCUUCAGAAGCAACCUCUCAUACUUCUGCUACUAAUUCUCCAAGCACAGCCACCGCAAAGAACGCUACAACUGACACACAUCAGUCCAACAGUCCAGAAACAAGUACGCCUUCAAGAGCAACUGGACAACAGUCAGCAUCAGUCACAUCUUCACAACAAGGCAACAGCACCAUCUCUGAGCAAACAACAACAACGGUCCAAAAUGACAGCAGCACACAACCCGCCGCAACUGCUUCAACAAAGAAAGUAAACGCAACCCAGACCACAGCUUCACAAGGUGUGGAAGGAAAAAGCUUGCCGAUGAGUCCAGGGGUUGUGGCCGUCCUGUGCAUUUUCUUUAUAGUUCUGGCUUUGGUACUCGUGGUGGUGAUCGCCAAGGUCAUCACCAGCUACAGGAAGCCGAAGUUUGAAAGGCUGGACGAUUUACCAAUGAGCAAGAUGAGUGAGGACUCACCAUUUGCCCGAUACCCUCCAAAAUAGAGAAGGCUUUGAAGAUUUUCAGCAAGUGCACUAAAAACUCCAUGCGGAUGUGAAAGACCUUCAAAUUACAAUAUGGAAUCCAGAGUGUCCUGCUAAUGGACAAACAGUGGAGAUGCUCCUGCACUGUGGCCUAAAGAACAGUUAGCAUGUUAAGCAUGUAUAAGUAGAAAUGACCCCUGUGAUGUAGGUCAACUCUUUUUCUCAUGAAUGCUCCAGGAAGUGUAGAGGUAGAGUGGACAUUUUCAGACAGAAUGCACUACUGCACUAUAAGGAAAUGAUUCUUUUUCUGAGUUGAUUGUCAGAUGACUGUAGUCUGUAAUGCUGUUAUUUUUUUGUGUAUUGUGUGAUAAUGUAAUCAUGGCCGUAACCAGCAUGAGAGCGCCAAGGUCUGCACCGUAAUAGUUUUAGAUGGGUUUUUGAGAUUCGGUGUGGAAAAUGCGGUGAGAAUACACAGUCACCAGUGACCGGUUCUUAGCUGACCUCAGAACAGCUGUGGCUUGGCCAUAGAUUUUACUGCCCAAUAUGUUUAUAUCUUCAUGAGGUGCUACGCUACCAAGAGACACUUUGACUUCUUGAGAUGAUUAGGUAUAGAACACAUACAGAGUUUAUGAGGGAAAUGGAUUAUACUUAAACUGCACUUAUUCGUAAACUGCAAUUCUCAUCAUUUAUUGCUAGCUUAAUCAUGACGCUUUAGUCUUGUUCUAAUAGCUGCUCAGUUUAGGGUGUAAGCUCCAUAACAGUGGGGACUGGGAAGCAAGAAAAAUAGACAGAGCUAAAUUAAAUAAUGUAAGACUAUAAAUUGUUAAUUGUUAAUUGACAAAACAGGUUCAGUUUCCUCCGGGUUCUCUGGUUUCCUCCCACAGUCCAAAGACAUGCAGUCAGGCCAAUUGGACAUGCUAAACUGCCCCUAGGUGUGAGUGUGUGAGUGACUGUCUGUGUCUGUCUG
Messenger RNA from Pygocentrus nattereri (red-bellied piranha), 1717 nucleotides. Its product is annotated as cell wall protein DAN4-like. The record is from RefSeq and is a predicted model, not a curated record. Lineage: Eukaryota; Metazoa; Chordata; Actinopteri; Characiformes; Serrasalmidae. Bases 79 to 771 code for a protein of 230 amino acids. The transcript is spliced from 4 exons.